This is a messenger RNA of Corticium candelabrum, 1279 nucleotides long. RefSeq names its product TNF receptor-associated factor 4-like. Gene Ontology annotation, molecular function: protein binding; zinc ion binding. NCBI's taxonomy places the organism in Eukaryota, Metazoa, Porifera, Homoscleromorpha, Homosclerophorida, Plakinidae. The transcript has 7 exons. The coding region runs from base 1 to 1086 and encodes 361 amino acids. The record is from RefSeq and is a predicted model, not a curated record.
AUGGUGUUAUAUGUAUUUAAAGACGCUAAGGUCAAAAGAAUAGUUCUCGCUCUCAAAGUUCUUUGUACUAACAAGGAAGCAGGAAUAGGCUCUUGUAAAUGGAAAGGAGAACUAAACUACUUUCAGAAUCAUCUUGACGAGUGCGAGUUUGUAAAGGUCGAAUGUUCUCAAAAAUGUGGAAAAACAAUGCCACGAUACCAACUCCAUGGCCAUUUUCAUUUGCAUUGUCCUCGUAGCGCUAGAACUUGUUCCUACUGCAAAGUUGACUUCGAAAGGCAACACAUGAGGAAACACGAAAGUACGUGUGGAAAACGUCCCAUCAAGUGUACUUUGAAUUGUGGAGCAAACAUACCACGAGAAGAUAUGCAUAGCCACGUUUCUGAAUCAGGCAACUGUCCUAACACUAUGAUGCCUUGUGUCUUCAAAAACGUUGGUUGUGACAUCACGGUCAAGAGACAGGAGAUAGAUCGGCAUCUAACUGCUGAUGUGGUUCAACAUCAAGUCAAACAGCAACACAUGAUAGACAAAUUGAUCAAUGAAAACAAGAAGCUAAAGCAGAAAUUGGAUUUACAUCUAUUGGCGUCAUCUGAAGAAACAAUGCUGUCUGCUUCUGGUCGCACAAUGAUAAAAUUGUUUGCUAGGCGACCACCUGCAGCUGGUGUUAUUUCUAGCCCCACAUUUCGUGCUCAUCACACUGGAUAUGAAGCAGUGUUGAAGCUCUAUCCCACAGGAACUUGGCAUGCUUAUCUGUUAAAUCGACAACAUUGCUGGAGAGCAGUGCUUACGCCCACAAAAGGCAAUCGAGACGACAAACUAAGGUGGCCUUUCCCAUUCCGUCAUACGAUUACACUACUUGAUCAGCAGACACAUCAAGAUAACAUCAAGACGACAGUAGAUCCUACUACAAUUGAUGAUUUCACUUGGAAGCAUUUUUAUAGGAAACCUGGUACUAUCUCCCGUUAUCUAACAGUGCCACAAUUACGUAAUUUCACGAAGAGUAUGUUUCACGUCCCCGAGUCUCUUCUUCUGAGUGCAAAAUAUAUGAAAAACGACAACAUUGUUAUGGUUGUUGAAGUGGACAGUUAGUUAAUCUAAAAAAACUACAUGCGUACGUCGCUACGUGAUACAUGUAUGGUUGUUUGCAACAUUUUUAUAAAAGCUUGCAGGAAAAUGUAAAAUGUAAAACUGUAAUAGGUCACGUGAUCGUGAUUCUGUCGUAGACUUCUGGCUAGGAUUUGUCAUUUGGUUUACAAAAUGUGAUAAAAAUUACAAAAAUAUA